UUGCAUUUUUAAAGAGAUCGAUUCAGUCACUGAAAAUAUUCAUCAUGAAGCAUCCCAUUAUCUUUAUUUGGAUGAUAAAUGGAAUUAAAUCAUUUAUUAUACCAAAUUUUAAUAAAAUAUCCGAAGAAAGUCCGAAAAAAUUUACAGAAAUUACAAGUAAAAUUCCAAUAAUAUCUCAUGAAGAAAACUUCUUAGAAUGUGAACAUACACACAAAUAUUGCAUGAAACCCAAUCCUCUACUGAUGGGUAAUUCACUUUGUCAUUGUAAUUCCAAAUGUUACAAAUAUGGUGACUGUUGUUGGGAUUCUGCACAUGAUAAAAGCGAUCAAGUAAUUCGUGUGAAGUUUGAGUGUAUUCGUUUAAAAGACGAAUUAGAUUCUCCAGCUUAUUAUAUGAUUUCUCAUUGUCCUUCCCAUUGGUUGGAUCAAGAAACUAAAUCUUGGUGCGAAGAGGUGGAUCUCUAUCCUGAUGACCUUCUCCUCUACAUACCAGUUACUAGUAAAUCUAAUUAUUACGUUUAUAGGAACGUAUUCUGCGCCAUGUGUAAUGAUGUUCACGAUGUGCAAGCGUGGACACCAUACACUUCGUGUUAUAAUAGCAGCCAAAGUUGUCUAGUAACGAUUGUACCUCCUGACUUAGUUCCAAAACCGAAAGAAUGUGACUGGCAUGGGAUCUUUGUGUGCCAUCAUGGUACUUCAUUGGUUCGUUACAACUGUGCCACAUAUUAUGCUCCAGUGAAAUACACUGAUUUGAAUGGAAUUGAAUAUAUAUACAAGAAUAAAUUCUGUGCCUUUUGUGCUGGUUUAACAGAAGAUCAAUUGCAAUGUUCCAUAAGAAACUCCUUGCGUAAAGAUUUAAAUCUGGAAUUAUCCAUUGCAAUUCUCUUGGAUCUCGAUUUCAUUCAAGGAGGAAUUAUUGUUGGCAACACAAACAGAUGUCCCGAAGGAUAUAUAUAUGAUCCAUGGAAGGAAAAAUGUCGAAGUAUUUAUUGUGGAAAAUUGUUUUAUUAUAAAGAUGGAAAGUGUGUUAAAUUAUCAAGUAGAAAUGGAGAUAGUGAUUUAAUUUGGAUGAACGGCAGUCUCGAUAAAGAUUGCAAUAAACUGUCUAUAGAGAAGAAUUCAUACGUAAUAUACGAAAAUGGAACAAUGGUGUUAUUAGAAGACAGAACUGUUUUCCCAUACGGAAGCUAUGAAAUUAGCAAUAACGAGAGCAUCUUGAUAUGCGCACAGAACCAAAAUAUAAGAAAAUUUCCCGAAGAACAAACAUAUUUAACCAUUAUAUGCCUAUCAAUGUCGAUAUCUUGUUUAAUUUUGAAGAUACUUUUAUUCAUAACGCAUGUAGAACAGCAUAAACUAUCAACUGUCUUAAUAUUUUACUUAUCUCUUUCGUUGUUCUUUGCUCAGUUACUAUUUUUGAUAGGCGAAGCAGAGCUUUAUAGACCACUUUGUAUAAUUAUUGCUGUGAGUACACAUUACUUCUUCCUUGUUACAAUAUUCUGUAGUAACGUCCUUGCUUUUGACAUCUGGAAAACGUUCACGAAUUUAAACAGGACCCCAAAUUAUAAAUUCAAAUAUCUUCCAUAUUAUUCGUUAUAUUGCUGGGGCAUUCCAUCAGUUAUCGUGUUAUCAGCCUCAAUUAUAGAAUGGGCAUUUCGUGGUAAAUUUGCUCCAAUGUAUGGUCAAUACGUGUGUUGGAUCUCAAAUCGUUUUGCCUUAUUAAUCUUUUUUGCUAUACCUUCAGGGAUAAUUUUAUUAACUAAUGUUGUACUGUUCAUAGUCACUACAUUUUCUAUCGUUAAAGCAUCAAAGUCUACGAAAGUAGCUCGAGAAAAUGCACAAGAAAAAAGGCAUUUUCGAUUUCUUUUAUACAUCAAAUUAGCCUUAAUAAUGGGAUUAUCUUGGAUUUUUGGAUUUAUAUCCGCUUAUUCUAACAGCAAUAUAUUAUGGUAUUUAUUUAUUAUACUUAACGGACUUCAGGGUGCAUUUAUACUCACAGCAUUCACUCGUAUAGAUACAAUUAAAGAAUUCAUAAGAAAAGUUCCAGGGAAAGAAACAAUUUAUAAUUGUGGUUUGAAAGCUUCCCAUAUAUCAAUAGCUUGUAUCAAUAGAAGUAAGACUUGAGCUGUACUGAAUGGCCUAAAAGUCAGUUAACCAUUGAAAAAGUUUCUCUUCAAAUAUUUAAUUAUACUUGUUCUAAACUCCUCAUAUUCGCAAGUGCAUUUAGAACAUAUAAAACGUAAUUAAUUAACUGAUUUUGGGCCCUAAUAUACAGUGGACUAUCGCGGACACGCAAAAAUUACGACGAUUGCGUUACAUGGUUUUUGCGUAACAUUACUCAAUUUUGUAACAUUUAAUAACAUUAACUUACGAGGUUUCAUUUAUAAUGGUUUUAUUACCACGAAGAAAGAGAUUCUACAAUGAAGUGUUUUUGUUUAAAAUAGCAAUAAUAUUCUCGUAAUUUAUAU
Messenger RNA from Centruroides sculpturatus (bark scorpion), 2464 nucleotides. Its product is annotated as G-protein coupled receptor Mth2-like. Gene Ontology annotation, molecular function: G protein-coupled receptor activity. The record is from RefSeq and is a predicted model, not a curated record. The coding region runs from base 45 to 2120 and encodes 691 amino acids. Gene Ontology annotation, biological process: G protein-coupled receptor signaling pathway; cell surface receptor signaling pathway. Gene Ontology annotation, cellular component: membrane. The transcript has 4 exons. NCBI's taxonomy places the organism in Eukaryota, Metazoa, Arthropoda, Arachnida, Scorpiones, Buthidae.